AUGUCAAUGGUCGGUCUUAGCUUAUUGGCUCGUCUCAACAAACUUGUCGCAAUAGCUAAACACUGCGAUCCCAUGUCUACGAUGGGUGUUAUAAAUAUUAUCUUUUUUGGUGAUUACAUUCAAUACUCCCCAAUAAACUGUGUUGUUAUGCUUGAAGAACAGAUGAAAACCAAAGACUUGGCCUAUCGGAGUUUGCUGAAUAGAGUUCGUCAUGGCGAAGGUACACAUGAAGACUGGCAACUGCUUCGAACACGUGUGAUUGGUAUCGGACUCCACAUUUCUCUCAAUGACCCACCAUGGAAUGAGGCUCCAAUUCUUGUUUACCGAAAUGAACUUCGAGCAGAACUAAACAACCGAGCUGUUAUCAACAAAGCCUAUGAGAUGGGUCGAGUGCCAACCAUUGUGGUUGCUACCGAUACCAUAAAAGCCAUGAAGCAUGUCGAUUUGCCCGACCUGAAAAGACGCAUGCCUGUAUUAUUGCAAGAAAAUAUUGCUUGUGAACUUGGCCUGUCUAAUGGUGCGCAAGGUAUCUUCCGCGAAUUACUCUAUGAUCGCGUGUUAGAACCCACAGCCGGCACUAAUGAAGAAGCUUUUACGCCUGACACUGUCUUUAUACGUAAUGCUCAAUAUGCUUUGGUGGAAAUAGCGAAAUCCAAAAUAAGUAAACUAGGUUCGCUCGAACCGCUCGUUGUUUCUAUUCCAAUAAUUGAGAAAACAUUCGAUGUCGAUCUUGAGAAACUGUAUAGUGAUAAAGGAGCCGUGAUGAAAUUGUUCAAGGAUAGAAAGCUUAAGGCUAGCAUAUCUGUGAAAAGAAAAGCAUUGCCACUUAUACCAGCCUACUCCAUUACAACUCACAAAAGUCAAGGUCAAACACUGCCAAAAAUAGUCAUUGACUUGAAUAAGCCGCCUGGAGCGGUUGAAGUAGCUUCGGCUUAUGCACCACUAUCCCGGGUGCAACGGCUCUCAGAUUUUGUAAUUUUACAGGAUUUUAGUAUUGACGCUCUGCGCGUAAAACCGUCCGAAGGCCAGAUCGCUGAACUUAAUAGAUUAGCUAUCAUUUUCGAACGAACAAAACAACAUUAUUCUCAUUACUUCGCAUGA
Molecule: messenger RNA, 1101 nt
Organism: Adineta ricciae
Lineage: Eukaryota; Metazoa; Rotifera; Eurotatoria; Adinetida; Adinetidae
Source: the annotation of a GenBank genome assembly